AUGGCCGAGCCCUCCCUCAUCUCCCUCGACAUGACCCAGCACUUCCCCUUCCACUUCCGUCCCAAGCCGCUGAUGGCCGCCGUCGCCCGCGGCGUGCGCUUCGAGGUGUGCUACUCCCAGGUGCUCUCGGCGCCCGGGGGCCAGGGCCCGCCGGACGCCCGCGCGAGGGCACUCUUCAUCUCCAACCUCGCGUCGCUCCUCCGCGCGACAAAGGGCCGCGGCGUCGUCGUCAGCAGCGAGGCCAGGUCCGCGCUCGACCUGCGCGCGCCGGCGGACGUGGUGAACCUGAUGGCCGUAUGGGGGCUCGGCAGCGACAAGGGCACGGAGGCGCUGGGCGUGAACCCGCGCGGCGUGGUCGCGAACGAGGGGAUCAAGAGGACUGGCUUUAGGGGAGUUGUGAAUGUUCUUGAGGUCGGCGGCCGGGCGGAGGAUGAGGCCAAGAAGAAGGCCGAGGGGAAGAAGGACGGCAAAGCCAAGCAGGGCGGCGACAAGGGCGGCAACGCCCAGAAGCGCAAGACGCCUGAUGACUCGGGGGACAGCCCGCAGCCGACCAUCAGCAAGAGGCAGGCGAAGAAGUUGAGGUUAGCGCAGAAGGAAAAGGAGAAGGCGUCAUCGUAG
Molecule: messenger RNA, 618 nt
Organism: Colletotrichum siamense
Lineage: Eukaryota; Fungi; Ascomycota; Sordariomycetes; Glomerellales; Glomerellaceae
Product: putative ribonuclease P protein subunit 3
Exons: 1
Coding region: 1-618 (205 amino acids)
Biological process (GO): tRNA processing
Cellular component (GO): nucleolar ribonuclease P complex
Molecular function (GO): RNA binding
Source: RefSeq, a predicted model, not a curated record